Ochotona princeps (American pika) is the source of this 1408-nucleotide messenger RNA. It is a transcript of the gene MPIG6B, whose product is annotated as megakaryocyte and platelet inhibitory receptor G6b. Gene Ontology annotation, biological process: integrin-mediated signaling pathway; platelet formation; megakaryocyte development. The record is from RefSeq and is a predicted model, not a curated record. The transcript is spliced from 6 exons. Bases 255 to 980 code for a protein of 241 amino acids. NCBI's taxonomy places the organism in Eukaryota, Metazoa, Chordata, Mammalia, Lagomorpha, Ochotonidae. Gene Ontology annotation, cellular component: plasma membrane.
GUCCCCAAAUCCCCGGUAUUCCCGGGAGCCUCUAAGCUGAAGAAGUUAAGGAGUCUCCAUUGUUGUGUAAAUUUUGGUGGUGGGCUGGCUAGCCUGUGAGGAUUCCUACUGGGAUCGCGGUGGCUGGUGGCUCAGUUCUAGCUCUUAUCUGGGUCCCCAGUCCUGUGUCCCUCCGACCCGGCUUCCCUCCGGUGUCUCCCCUCCCCCCUGCUCCUGCUGAUUCACUGGCUGCCUGCUCCCACCACAACCCAGCCAUGGCCUUGGUUUUGCAGCUGCUGGUUCUGCUGCUCUCCAGGGCCCAGGGGGACCCCGGGGCUUCUUUGCAAGGGCGCCCUGGUGAGAGGGUGAAUCUCUCCUGCACGGGAGUUUCACAUCCCGUCCGCUGGGCCUGGGCACCCAGCUUCCCCGCCUGCAAGGGCCUGUCCAAAGGACGCCGCAAGAUUCUGUGGGCCUCGACGAGCGGAACUCCCACGGUGCCUCCGCUCCAGCCAUUUGCAGGUCGCCUACGAGCCCUGGACCCUGGUAUCCGGCGGCUGGAGCUGCUUUUGAGCACGGGGGACUCGGGCACCUUUUUCUGCAAGGGCCGCAACGAGGACGAGAGCCACACGGUGCUUCACGUGCUGGGGGACAGAGCCAACUGCAGGGCCCAGGAGCCCACCCAUGCGUCCGUGUAUCCCCAGCUGCUGAUUCCGUUGCUGGGCGCCGGGCUGCUGCUGGGGCUGGCAGCGUUGGGCGUGGCCUGGUGGCAGCGCAGGCGCUCACCCCCGCACCCGCCUCGACCACUCCCCAGUUUUGUUCUGUCCCCUCCACAUAGCUCCACUCGCGAAAGUGGAACCCCAGAGUCCAGUAAAGGAGGAGGAAGAGAAGGAACCACCCAACAGGUCAGGGGACCUGGACCAGGAACCGAGCCUGCUGUAUGCGGAAUUGGAUCCUACUGUGCUCAGGAGGCCCCGCCGGCUGUCCACCGUGGGCCCUGGUGAUGCCUCCACCGUCUAUGCUGUUGUAGUUUGAAGAGACUUCCACGCUGGGAGCCCCCAGCUCUCCAUACCCCUCCUCCUCUCCUUGGCCCCUCCCUUAGUUAGGAGAACUGAGGUCCAGACUGUCUUUGCCUUCAAUGUGGCUCCUUCACCUACUCCCAUCUCUGCUAUAGCAUCCAUGUCUUCAUCACCAGCGACCUCUCUGAAUCUCAUCAAGCCCUGUCUCCCCAUCUUACGACAUGAGCAUCCCCUGGUAGGUGCCGUAAUUCUUCCCAAUCAAGUGCUUUUUUCUUCCCCCACAAUCAAGCUUUUUGAGCCAGAGCCAUACACCCAACUUUUCCUUUUUCUCCUUUUUCGCUUUAUCCUCAUUUCCUAGCUUCUGAAAUUGUUCCUCUGAUUUCCGUGAGGUUGCCAAUGAUGUCCUAGUGGAG